AGCUUCUCCAGCUGCCAGCAUUUUUGCUCUGACAUCUGGAAGAGACUGAGGAGGGGAAGCAAGGACCAGCCCAUCACUCAGCUGCAGGACCAAGGCAGCCUCUUGCCCCUGGAUGGCCAGAGCUUGGGCGCAGAGUGAGUCUUUGGGGUGACCACCCAGACACAAGGGAAUAGCAUACCAGCCCUGCUACGUGGAGACAGCCCAGCGAGGGAGCACCCCAACGUGUCAGCCAGGGGCCAACUGGCUCAGCUCUCAACUCUGAGGAGCAGCUAGGCAUAUUGGACCAGUCCAUACAGGCAUUGCCAGUCCAUCGAGAGGGUCAGUCCUCUCCAAAGGAGUGUCCCCAGAACCACGGGGCUUCAUGCAGGGCCUGCUGGCUCCCAGCUCUCUGCCGACUGCCUCUGACAUCAAAGCCAACCCAACCACAGCCUUCUGGUCUGAAUUAAGCCCGGCUGCUUGCUGGAGCUGCAUUCUUUGAGCUUUGCUCCUGCUUCCCCCUCCAGCCCUGACAGUGCAUUCCACCACCCGCUCCACCUCCUGCGCAGGCCGGAAGCAUCUGCAUCCCACACGGAGCCUGACAGCAGCGCCGAACUGCUGCUCUGUGCCUUCCUGCUGGCUGCCCAGGACCCCCAAGCUCUCCCUGCACCCUGUGACUGCCCAAGGACUUGAGCCAUCACAGGGGGUAGCCUGUCCAUCUGGAGCUGGAGAGCAGCCCCCUGGACCAGGGCACCUCCACUGCUCCUGUCACGGCUUUAGGGGACCCCUGUGAGGGGGGUGUGAGGUGGAAAUGGGGCUGGUUAGAGCCUGCUGCCUGGCAUUGCCCUGUCUGCUCCUGGCACUGCUGUGGCCUAAUCCAGCCCAGCUCCAGACAGUUCUGACGGAUGACGAGAUUGAGGAAUUUCUGCAAGGCUUCCUGAAGGAGCUCUCCCCUGAAGGCAAGGAGAAGACAGAUAUCCAGCCCCCCGAGGAGCCACCCGAGGCCGGGGGGAGGCUGAGACCUGAAGGAAAGGACAAGGACAAGGACAAGGCCAAGGACAAGGCCAGCAGAACCCCCACAAAGGUGGAAGGAGGGACCCCUGGGAAGGUAAAGGAAAAGCCAAAGAAAGGGAAGAAAGAGAAGGCACCCAAACCCACCAAGAAACCCAAGGAGAAGGCACCCAAGGGCUCCAAGAAAGACAAAGAGAAAGUGCCCAAACCCACCAAGAAACCCAAGGAGAAACUUCCUAAGGGCUCCAAGAAGCCCAGAGAGAAAGCUCCCAAGCCCACCAAAAAACCCAAGGAGAAGCCUCCCAAAGCCACCAAAAAGCCAUCAGGAAAGAAAAAGCCAGAGGCAACACCCCCUGUCCAACCUGAGAAGGAAGAGAAGGACAGGUAUUAUCAGCCUGAGGAUCCCUUGUUCCCUCCCCCUGCCAGAGAGGAAGAUGACUACGGGGUGGCCGAGCCCUCCAGGCUCCCCUCACCAUAUGAGGAGGAGGAGGAGAGAUCCCGGGUGUAUGGGGAACGGGACAAAGAUGAAUUCCCGGAGGAGCCGACCGAGCCACCUGGCAGGGAGCAAGAGCCUGGAGGCCACUGGGAUGACUAUGGGGAGCCUCCAACUGAGCCAUGGGAACCCGACCACGAGGACUGGAAGCCAGAGCCCUACCCCGAGGUACCAGAGGAGACAGAAGCACCCACACUGGACUACAAUGAUCAGAUUGAGCAGGAGGAUUACGAGGACUUCGAGUACCGGCGGCGCCAUCAGAAACCCAAGAAGCCACCCAGCAGGAAGAAAACCGAAAGGAUCUGGCCAGAGCCAGAGCCAGAGCCAGAGCCAGAGCCAGAGGUGGAGCCAAAGCCAAGGAAGCCAGUGGAGCCACCCACGCCACCUGCGGAGACGGACUAUGAGGAGGGGCUAGAGCGGCCAGACUAUGAUGACAUGGAGUACGGCCCACUCCCACCAAAGCCCAAGAAAUACCCUGGCAAGGAGGAUGAGGAUGAGAUGGAGACAGAUGAGGAGAAACUCAAGCCACGGAAGCCCAAGAAGGGCAGCAGCAGCAAGGAGGAGGAGGAGGAGGUGGACACCGGUGAGGACAAGUGGACUGAGGACAAGACCAAGGACCGCAGAGGGAAACCAAAGAAGACAGGAGGGAAAAAGUGGGAGACAGAUGAGGAUGAAUGGACCCCCCCAGAGGAGAAGACAAAAUGUCCCCCCAUUGGGCUGGAGUCCCACCGCAUUGAGGACGACCAGAUGCUGGCCUCAUCCAUGCUGCGUCACGGCCUGAGUGCCCAGCGUGGGCGGCUCAACAUGCAGGCCGGUGCCAACGAGGAUGACUUCUUUGAUGGGGCCUGGUGCGCAGAGGAUGACAGCCGCAUGCACUGGAUUGAGGUGGACACCAGGAGAACCACCAAGUUCACUGGAGUCAUCACACAGGGCCGGGAUUCCCUCAUCCACGACGACUUUGUCACCACCUUCUACGUGGGCUUCAGCAACGACAGCCAGAACUGGGUGAUGUACACCAAUGGCUAUGAGGAGAUGUUGUUCCAUGGCAAUGUGGACAAGGACACACCAGUGUUGACCGAGUUCCCGGAGCCCAUGGUGGCACGCUUCAUCCGUGUGUACCCCCAGACCUGGAAUGGGAGCCUGUGCAUGCGGCUGGAGGUGCUAGGCUGCCCCCUCUCCACCAUCAGCACCUACUACACCCAGCAGAAUGAGGUGACCUCCACUGACAACCUGGACUUCCGCCACCACAGCUACAAGGACAUGAGGCAGCUCAUGAAGGUGGUGAAUGAAGAGUGCCCCACCAUCACGCGCAUCUACAACAUUGGCAAGAGCUCCCGAGGCCUGAAGAUCUACGCCAUGGAGAUCUCUGACAACCCCGGGGAACAUGAGCUCGGGGAGCCCGAGUUCCGCUACACAGCGGGCAUCCAUGGCAAUGAAGUGCUGGGGCGGGAGCUGCUGCUGCUGCUGAUGCAGUUCCUGUGCAAGGAGUACAAGGACGGGAACCCUCGUGUGCGCAACCUGGUGUCUGAGACUCGCAUCCAUCUCGUGCCCUCCCUCAACCCUGAUGGCUAUGAGAUUGCCAGCCAAGCGGGCUCAGAGCUGGGAAACUGGGCACUGGGCCUCUGGAGUGAGGAAGGCUAUGACCUCUUUGAGAACUUCCCCGACCUCAACACAGCGCUGUGGGCAGCUGAGGAGAGGAAGCUGGUGCCCCACAAGUUCUCCAACCACCACAUCCCCAUCCCUGAGCACUACCUGGCUGAGGAUGCCCACGUGGCAGUGGAGAUCCGUGCCAUCCUGGCCUGGAUGGACAAGAUCCCCUUUGUGCUGGGGGCCAACCUCCAUGGUGGGGAGAAGCUGGUGUCAUACCCCUACGACAUGGCACGACCCGCUUCGGAGAACGCAGCGGUGCCUGCCCGCCCACCUGAUGACGACUAUGAGGAGGAGAACUUGGAGGCCACAGAAACGCCUGACCACGCUAUCUUCCGCUGGCUUGCCAUCUCCUACGCCUCAGCUCACCUCACCAUGACCGAGACCUUCCGUGGGGGCUGCCACACCCAGGACAUGACCAAUGGCAUGGGCAUCGUCAGUGGUGCCAAGUGGCAUCCCAGGACUGGCAGCAUGAACGAUUUCAGCUAUCUGCACACCAACUGCCUGGAGCUCUCCAUCUACCUGGGCUGCGACAAGUUCCCCCAUGAGAGUGAGCUGCAGCAGGAGUGGGAGAACAACAAGGAGUCACUGCUCACCUUCAUGGAGCAGGUGCAUCGUGGCAUCAAGGGAGUAGUGACAGACCAGCAGGGUGACCCCAUUGCCAACGCCACCAUCGUUGUGGGAGGCAUCAAACAUCACAUGAAGACAGCCGCUGGUGGGGAUUACUGGCGCAUCCUGAACCCAGGCGAGUACCGUGUCCUGGCCCGGGCUGAGGGCUACAACCCAAGCACCAAGACCUGCAGCGUGUACUACGACAUCGGGGCCACGCAGUGCAACUUUGUGUUGGCACGUUCCAACUGGAAGCGCAUCCGUGAGAUCAUGGCCAUGAACGGGAACCGGCCCAUCCGGCGCAUCAUGCCUGGGCAGCCCAUGACACCACGAGAGCACAUGCGGAUGCGGCUGCGGCUGCGGCACCGCAUGCGGCUCCGGCAACAGAUGCGGAACCGCCGGCUCAAUGCCACCACAGCUGCCCCCACCGAGCCGCCCCCAGCCACCACGGUACUGCCGAUUCCCUUCAGCAGCACCACCUUUGCUCCCUGGAGCCAGGAGCCACCCACAGCUGCCACAUGGGAGAUGGAGACCUACACAGAGACAAUGACAGAAGUGGUAACAGAGCUGGAGACUGAGGCCAAAGCCUGGGAGGCAGGCACAGGCACGCCGCAACCCCUCACCACCGCUGAGACCUACACCGUCAACUUUGGCGAUUAGGGUGCAGGGGGAAGCUUCUCACGCCACUGCUGAAAAGCCCAUCACAGAUGCAGGCAGCCAGCCCUGGCUCUCCCUGGCUGCCACCUUCUCAGCUGCUGGCACUGUUGUUUGCUUGUAGAGCCCUCCUAGAGAUGUAUCGCCCACAGCAGCCCCCUCUCACCACGCUGCUUUCUAGGCAUAUGGGAUCAAACCUGGGGAGCUGGGGAGCUCCCCCCACUGGGCUUCGACCAAUGUGAUCUCCCGGUCCUAGAGACCAGGCACCCCCCACCUCCCAUGGGUGAAGCAGGCUGGGGCCCCCUUCUCCCCUCCACCUGUUCCGGGCUCAGUCCAAUGAGCCAUGAGGCUGCCUGCGCAGGGGUGGGAGUGGGGGCUGCAUUAGCAGAGCUGGCCCCCUCUGCGGGGCAGGGCCCGGGAGGCAGGGGCAGCGCGGGGUCCUCCCCACUCGUCUUGUUAUACAAAUAAAUCAAGCUACGUUGUUUA
Alligator mississippiensis (American alligator) is the source of this 4876-nucleotide messenger RNA. It is a transcript of the gene AEBP1, whose product is annotated as AE binding protein 1. The coding region runs from base 788 to 4396 and encodes 1202 amino acids. Gene Ontology annotation, biological process: negative regulation of transcription by RNA polymerase II; proteolysis. Gene Ontology annotation, molecular function: DNA-binding transcription repressor activity, RNA polymerase II-specific; RNA polymerase II transcription regulatory region sequence-specific DNA binding; zinc ion binding. The record is from RefSeq and is a predicted model, not a curated record. NCBI's taxonomy places the organism in Eukaryota, Metazoa, Chordata, Crocodylia, Alligatoridae. The transcript has 22 exons.